GGGGAUGACAGCAGCGCUGUGGAUACUGGAGCUCGGAGUCUAACCCAUCGGUCCUCCCACCUCAUCGAAGCUCCGGAGCGCAGCUUCAGGGAGCAGGAACUGUUUUUUUUUUUCUUUUUAAUCAGCCGAUGAAUGGGAUUUCUGCCUGUACGUGGAAGUGGAGAGAGCGCAGUGUUUCCCCCCCCCAAACACUGAGAGCUGAGCUGGAGAGCACGCAGCACAGACAGAGCAGCGGCGGUGCGCAGCGGGGGAAAUAAAUAUACCAACUAUUGUUGGGUACAGCAGAGACAUGAUCUCACAACUGGAGCGGCUGAAGAGGCAGAUGUGAUUUCCAAACGGAUGUGUUGUCUUUUUAUUUUCAAUUGUUCCCGUCUUGCUGUUCUUUUCUUUUUUGUUUAACCAACCACUGCCUACAGACCACUUUGAGAUCUCGGUUCGAGGGAGUACAUUGCAGCAGAGACUGACCAUGUGUCGUUGCGCCACAUAGGCGCUCUUUGUGGGCUGCUCUGCACCGGGGGAGACAGGUGGUGCAUGUGUGCGUGCAUAUGUGAAUGCUGAGACCCGUAAAAGAGGGUACGGACACACACCAACCGCUGAGACAGUUGUCUUCUUAUGGAUGCCGGGAACAGUUUUUUUUCUUUUUCUUUUUUUCUUUUUUUGCUUCUUCGCCAGAGACAGGUGCGACAGGAAGGGACACUUUCUAAAGCCCAAACACGGGAUCUGAUAACGCUCUAGAUCGCGCUCGGAUAUUUGGUACCAAGUGGGACAGAGACAAUUGAGUCAUACUGUUGUUGCCUCGGCGGCGCUUUUUCUCUCUCCUGGUAAUCAGAGAAUCCGCAGUGGUGCUGCGAUGGCGGCAGGGAUCUCUCACUCCUUGUUCCUGAUGUGUUGGAUCCUCCGAACAGCCAGCCUGGCGUUCCCAGAGGAACCCGGACCCCUGAACUUCAUCCCCUCUGAAGUGGUAAGAAGAUACCCCGCGUUCUUGGGUCGACCGCACCAAACGUGGCUCAGACAAGAGCCUCUGCACAUCCAGAGGAUCAUCCAGGUCAACCGGACUCUCUACAUCGGUGCCAGGGAUGAUCUUUUCCGGGUGGAGUUGGACAACAGUGCUGGGGAUGAGAUGUUUUACAGCAAAAAGAGAACAUGGGAGUCGAACAAAAAUGACAUCAGGAUCUGCAGGAUGAAGGGCAAACAUGAGGAUGAAUGUCGCAACUUUAUCAAGGUACUGCUCAGCAGACAGGGGGGCCUCUUUUUGUGUGGCACCAACGCCUUCAACCCGCUCUGUGCCAACUACACUGGCGACACUCUGGAGAUGAUAGGUGACCCAGUCAAUGGGAUGGCGAGGUGCCCUUAUGACCCCAAACACGCCAACGUUGCUCUGUUUGCUGAGGGGAAUCUGUUUACAGCUACGGUGACAGACUUCCUGGCCAUUGACGCGGUGAUUUAUCGCAGCCUUGGGGACAGCCCCGCUCUCCGCACCAUCAAGCACGACUCCAAGUGGUUCAGAGAGCCCUAUUUUGUGAGCGCCGUGGAGUGGGGACCUCACAUCUACUUCUUCUUCAGAGAGAUAGCCAUGGAGUUCAACUACUUGGAAAAGGUGGUGGUGUCGCGCGUCGCUCGCGUGUGCAAACGCGACCAGGGCGGCUCGCAGCGCGUCCUGGAGAAGCAGUGGACGUCGUUCCUCAAGGCCCGGCUCAACUGCUCCAUUCCCGGAGAUUCCCACUUCUAUUUCAACCUGCUGCACUCCACCAGCCCCGUCAUCAGGAUGCACGGCAGGGACAUCAUCCUGGGUGUGUUCUCCACACCAGCAAACAGCAUACCGGGUUCGGCUGUGUGCGCUUUUGACAUGGAGCAGCUGGCUGCUGUGUUUGAUGGAAGGUUUAAGGAGCAGAAAUCUCCGGAGUCUAUUUGGACGCCUGUUCCAGAUGAACUCAUCCCAAAGCCAAGACCUGGUGGCUGCGCCGUCCAAGGAUCCAAGUUUAAUUCCUCCAACUCGUUCCCCGACGAGAUGCUGAACUUCGUCAAGACCCAUCCCCUGAUGGACGAAGCGGUUCCAUCGCUCGGACAAAGACCUUGGAUUGUGAGGACCAUGGUCAGGUACCAGCUGAAUAAGAUUGUGGUGGAUACAGAAGCCGGGCCGUACAGGAACCGCACCGUCCUCUUCCUUGGGUCAAGCAGAGGAACCAUCCUGAAGUUUCUCAUUAUGCCAAACCAAGACAACACGGUGACCAGCAGCAACAUCUUUCUGGAGGAACUGGAAGGAUUUAAUCCUGACAAGUGUGCUGAGGACUCUAUGCAAGCCAGGCAGCUGCUGUCUCUCACUCUGGACCGGGCGAGCCACACACUGCUCCUCGCUUUUCCCUCUUGUGUGGUCAGAGUGCCGGUGGCCCGAUGCCAGCUCUAUUCCCGAUGCAUGAAGAACUGCAUCGCCUCCAGGGACCCGUACUGCGGCUGGACCAGAGGAAGCACCUGCUCCUUUCUCAGACCUGGAACCAGACUGCCAUUCGAGCAAGAUGUUGAACAUGGAAACGUGGCCCACUUGGGUGACUGCGACGGAAUACUGUUUCAGGAGAGUUUCAUCGAGGAGCCGGACGGCCUGGUGUCCGUAAACCUGCUGGUGGUGUCCGCCGUUUCAGCCUUCUCCACAGGAGCCAUCCUCUCUGGUCUCACUGUCUGCUGGAUCAUGAGCCACCGCCACAGGAGCUCCCGCGGCUCUGGAGCCAACGGCGCCCGUCGCAAAAACGACAAAGAGCAGACCAUGCUGGGGCAGGGUCGCAGCGGCUCGGUGAUGAGCGUGACCAGAACGAGCGGAGGCGAGAGGCGGCGCUCGCAGCCAGAUAACCUGUUCGUGAUGCCCAACGGUUGGCCUAAAGGAGAGAUUGACCCAGGUUUACUGCCCACUCCCGAGCAGACCCCGCUGCAGCAGAAACGAGUCAUGCGCCUCCCAGACGCCGACUGGGACCAGAGCCAGACCUUCCUCACCUCCGUGGGAAACCCGUGUCCCAGCAACGCCGUCAUCUACCUGAGCUCCAAGUUUCUGCACGGAGGCGGAGGAGGUGGGGGUUUGGUACGGAUAGAGGACCCCGGCGAGGUGGUCCUACCCACACACUCUGAUCGCCAGCGUUACCUCAUCCUUGCCACCCAAAGAGGCGAGCAUGGAGGCAGCCGUCCCACCGGCAGCCUGAGGAACUCAGCAGGAGAGUACAUCUACCCUGCCACUCCCCAGGAUUCGCCAGAUCGACGUAGGGUGGUCUCUGCUCCCACCCCACAUGUGGACUACGGAGAGCCUCGUUGGAGUCACGAGGCGCUCAACUACAACAGCAACAACGGCAUGCCCUACUACGCCCAGCGCCAGGGUCUCAUCAGGCCAGACAUGCACGGACCUCGAGGUCUGGGAGAGCUGGCUGAAUUCAGCCACCUUCUGGGGAAGAACAUGGGAGAGCACGCCCCCAGUGGCCAAUGAGGUGAAGUCAAGCGAGCGUUGAUGCCAAGCUCUCUAGGUUAAAAAAAAAUAAACAAAAAAAAAACAUUCCUGCCAACAGAAAACUGGAAAAUAUCCACCACUCAGCCUCGCCGUCCUGAUCCGACCUUAUCCUUUCUGUCCUCUCUCACUGUCAUUCAAUGUCCUGACGUCAUUCAGAGAGAGGCAGAGAGAAAAGAGUUGAAAGUUGAGAUAAUUCUCAAACCAUUGAGUUUCUCUGUUCAUAGCCUGUGAUGUGCCACCCGCAGUUCAUAGCUCUGACACAAGUCUCACAGGAAGGUAAAGAGUGGGGCCAAGAAAAGACAACUGAAGGAUUUAUACCUAAAACAACAACGAAAAACAAAACAAUAUUCCUUUCAAGGGCAAAUGUGACAGGCCCCCCUUGACCACUUCGUUCAUUGCUAAGUCAUGAUCGGACCUUCUUUUGGGGAAUUUUUUUGUCUCUGUUGUCUUGUGCCAGUGGCAGCCAGCAGACAACGAUGUGCUUUACUUUGGAUUUCAGACGAGACAAAACUGUCGUAGCUCUGCCAGAGGACCUUGAAAAAGACAGAAAUCAUACAUCAUGUAAGGGUGUAUGUUUGGCCACAGCAACCCCAACCAGCGUCCUGUCUUAACUGUGAAGUAUGGCUAUAUAAUGAAUUUGGUGAUAAUAUUGUUUAUACAGAAAUGAUUUUAUUGUGUGUAAUUUUAAGUGUGAUUACCAAUCAGAAGCUUAAGCGGCUGAUCAAUGGCUAGUUAGGGCUGUACAGAGCCAUGGUGAAGUAAGAGAAAGCAAUAAUUAGCUAAAUGAAUGACAAUGACGAGAAAAGGACUAUCUAAUUUAAGUAUUUUUUUAUAAAAUGAGUCUUUACAACGAAGACGAGGACAGUUUCUGGCUCUCUCCACAUGCCUGGGUCUGUCUGACCCGACCCAAAACGAGGCCUCCCUGGGACCCGUGGUGCAUUUGAAGAAGGGGGAAUGUGAGCUGUCUGGCGAUCUGACCGAGGCGGAGAGGCUCCGCCGCUUGGGAGCUCCAUUCAGUCUCUUCUGCCGACACUGAGCCUCUUUGUGCCCCGGGCGCAGGAAGAAACUGCGGCCACAAAUAACAAUUAAGAGUCAGGGAUCUGACUCACCACAGCGUAGCAGAAUAGCAAUGAGGAGAGCUUCAGCUCCGUCCAGUCAGGUUCGGGCAUCUCCUGCGGAUCACCGGUCGCGGCAAAUCGCUGUCGGCAGUGCGGGGAGGACCUGGGGCCUGAAGCCCCAGCGUGGGUCAGUGUUGGGACACGGCUAACCAUCACAAUGGUCAUCCCUGGUGGCUUCGUCCCUUUUUUUUUUUUUUUGUCUCUUUCAGUGUGACUCCCAACAAAAGCUGGAUAAAGAAAACAGAUGGCCAUGCGCGCACUUGGGUGUGGAGUUUCUCUUUCACUCCGUUGUCUGAUCUUUUCAUGUUUUAUGUUUUUUUUGUCCGCUUUCAUCCGUUCUUGAUUCAAAUGUAGAUAUGCUUAGGUUUAAUCCAUCUGGGUCAGGGUUUGUUAAAAGGUGGUAUUUAGCUCUGUUUGCGUCUGUCAGCUUGUGUAUGAGAGAGUCUCUUGGGGCUUGUUUACAUCACUGUGUUGCUCAUAUUGAGUGCAAGAAACGGCUUUGAUCAGUUUCGCUCUCGCCCAAACCUUCUUAUCUUUUCAACCCCAUCCGCCUUACAUUUACAAAUAGGUACUAACAGUGUCACUGCUUUGUGUGGGAGCAGUGUGUGCUGCUGCAAAAUGUAAGCAAAAAGUAUCAGACUGGGCCUAAAAUCCUGCUGAAAUAGAAGAACAAGUUGGCUCUUUUCCUUUACAUGAUUGAUAUUGUUAAUAUAACAAGGCCACAUGUGUUUUACGAUUUAUAGCUUAGCUUAAAAGGGUCUGGCAAAAAAAAAAAAAACACUCAAUAAUGCACACUGCCUUGCAAAACUAUUUACGCCUUCUGAACUUUUCCACAAUUAGUUUCAUUACAGUAGCAAAGUUUAAUGUACUUAAUUGGGAUUUUAUUUUAUAGACCAAUAUGAAGUAGUGUGUUACUGUAAAGUGGAAAAAAAAUGUUACAUCAUUCAAAAAUGUUUUGCAAAUAAAAAUCCCCCAAAGCAGGAAAUGCAUUUGGAUUCAGUUCCCCGACUCUCGAUAGAAGCGCCUGUUGUUGCAGUUAUUCAAUAUGUUACAAACUUUAACAUAUUGAUCCUGUUCUUCUUUAGAAAUCUGCUCAAAUUCAGUAAGUUUGGAUAGAGAUGUUGUCACUCAUUUGGAUUUAGGAGUGGACUUUGACUGGACCAAUCGAACCCAAAGCAUUUCAUUGUAUCUCUUGCUGUGUGGAACCUCUGAGCUCGUCUCCUAUCAGGAUAAUGUUCAGUAUUAGUAAUAGCACGCCAUGUCCCUUUACUUGGUUUAUGGCAGACUGCAUACUGAAAUAAAGUUACAUACAGGUGGACUGCUUACACUGAAUUUUAUUUAGUGAUAUCAGAAUGAAAGGGGUUGAAUAUAAACACUCUUAUUUAUACAAAUGCAUGAGAAAGCCAUAUAUCCUCUUCCCUUCACUUCACAGUUUUGAAGAAAUGCACAAGAGUUUGUCUUAACAUGAUGUGAAGAAUCUCAAAGGUUACAAACAUUUUCUUUAAACACGGUACAGGACUAGUUGUCCCCUCUGAUUUACCUCACAUUUGACCCAAAUGUUGAAACUCUUCUGUAAAUUAGGAAAUGUAUCAUGUUUUCAGCCACUGCCGUUUGGCAAUAUGAUGGUUCACUGAACUGAGCAAAAGAGCGCCGGACCCCCAGGCUGAGUUACAGUGGAAUUAGAACGUAGAAAAAUAACAGCAUGGUGUAACAUGCAGAGGGACAAAAACAGCUAAACCAAACCAUUUUAUUAGUGAGAAACCUGGUGGCAGAGAGAGCUUGAUGUCACUCUGCCCCCUCACCAAUUGGUACUUUAAAUUUUUUUUUUUAAUUGUCUCAACCUCUUUCGAUUACAUUCAUGUAAGCAAACCAGUUUUUCCCCAUGUAAUUAACCAUUGGCGCAUCAGUUUAUUUUUGUUAGCCGUAAAAUAUUUUUUAUGAACAAUUCAUAGUUAUGACAGAAUGCCCACGUUUUCACAUGAUUGUAAUUUAAUUUCCCAGUUUUAUUUUUAGAACAUCUUAAAUCACACUGUCCACUGGUUGCUGUUUUAAUUCCUCUUCAGGCCAUUUGAUGCAAUAAAAUGAGGAAUUAUGAUGUCAGAUCAAAGAACAACAACUACACAUGUAUUUAUGCAUUAUUUGUGUGAAACAUCAAGCGGCAGGUUUAAGCUGAUGCAUGGCUGCUGUGAAGAAUCCUUUGGAUAAUAACUUUUAGUUGUGCCUGAAAAAAGUUUGAUAUCAAAUGACGAAAAGUACAAAAAUAAACAUUCUUGCCAGGGUGAUAUGACGAGUCCCUCAGUCCACAAAGAGCAAAGAAAAACUAGGCCUCUAUGAAAAUAAAAUCACACCUUUUAUUUUCUUUUAAGAGUUUACUCUUAAUUGUUUAUGUUUUAGGAACUAAUUUAGUUGCCAUUUGUGAUAUUAUGUAUACAAAAUUUAAUAUUUCUUCUAAAUAUACAGACAUUUCGCCACCAUUAUUUUCUCAUCUGGAAGUAAAAAAAACUUUUCAGAAAUGUUUUACGAUUCGCCUUGCUCUCUUACCUUUCAUUUUUCACGAACGGGCUGAAUAAACCCAUGGAUCACAAGUCAUUCAUUUAUAAUUUCAAGUAUGCUAAGAAACAGAAUAAAACAACAACUGCAUUUCUUUUUUCUUCGAGAUAUUGAUAAAACAUUGUCUUCCUUUAGGAGCCGAUAAGCAUUCGACUGGGGAGCAGCACCCGUCAAAUAUCUUGAUGCCCAAGCAGUCUGUUCAAAGCCUUUCUUCAGUCUCCAUAGUAACCAUCUACUGUACUGGCCAAAAGAUGAUGGUUGCCUUCGCCACUGCCCUUGUCGCUUCAUAUUUCAACUCAAACGUAAACCACAGCAUCAGGACAAUCAAAAACAAACAAAAAAAUGCAUCAGUCUCUUUCUUGCUGAUAUUUACAUUUUGUAUACGCUUGCUCCUCUAAAUAACCUGCAGCUGUUUUGUGCUGGUCUGCUCUAAGUUUUUUUUCCCCUAUAUUUAUAUAAAUCUGUUGUCCUAAAUACACAGGGGUUUAUCCUCAUCGCUGUCGAUAAAUUAAACAUAAACUGAGAGCAAUACGGGACCCUGCAAAACGUACAAGCAGCCACUUUCAGACUCCCCGUAUAACAAAUCACAUGACAAACGUGCGUGGCUGAUUCUCAUACUGUCUGAAAUAAUCAGCUCUCAAGAAUGGAAUGGUUUUUCUGGCAUUGUGAUGGUGCCUAAUGUUAAACUCUCUGUCUAUCCAUAUUACACUUACCAGCUUUAUGUGAGGAAAGUCACGAGCAGCGUAAACACAACUUUGGUAAAAGGCAGGAAUAAUGUAACCGAUUUCAAACUAUACCAAAACAACAAAAAACCUCUGAAUAAGACAUUUUGCACACUGUCAACUGGCUAAAUAAGUUUUGUAAGAGAGGGUAGGCUUAUACCUGCUUCUUACAGUGAGAGCUUUGAAAAAUGUACAGAAAAUAUGUUGCUGCAGAAGAGGUUUGGACCUUGUGAGCCAACAACAUCCAUUGCACUGCUGUGAGGCAUACAGCUUGGAAAUGGCUUACAGAAACAGUGCUGCCAGUGUGAAGCCAUGAUAAGGAAUGCUGAAAGAAAUAUACAUUCAUUUAUCCAGAACACAGACAGCAACAACAGUCUGCUUGGGAAGAAGUCCAGCUUCUGCUGUAGGAUGUGAAGUGUGCUUCUUCAACCUGUCCACAUGCAAACCUUUUCUCAAAACGUACUCUGGAACGAGCUGAGAGAAAUAUUUUCAUUUGGUGUACAAUGAAAAUGUGUGGAGGAAAAAAUAAAUAAAAAUACAUGAGGCAGUCCAGUUAAAAAGAUUUAUAAAAGCAAGACCAAGCGUAGGAGGUCAGACAGGCAAAUGUGAUCUUAAUACAUUACUCCCUCGCUACAUUAGCGCAGUGUAUGCUUUACACAUUCGACCCUGAAACGGGUCAUUAGUGUCGAGGACCGCUCCACUCUGCAAACCCCAGCCUCUCGUCCUGAUCCCGUGUUCCCAUUUCUGCGUCUUUUUAGACGCGCGUUUUUGAAUGCGGCCUCUUUAUCUGGGCCCGGCGUGCCCACCCAGCCGUGUCCUCACUCCGCAUCUCUUCUGGUGUUUCACUAAACAUGCUUGAUGAGGCAAAGUACACGCCAGGCCCCUCUAAUGGCCUGAUGUGCCCCCUGAGGAAGAUUGCUGCAGACAGGUUGUCUCUGAGAGGGAGCUACUCGUUCAGCCAGUGCUUUCUGACCCUUUACAGACCACCAGCCACACACACACACACACAUACACGCAAGUACCCCAUUUGACAAAUUGGGGAAUGUAAUUGAAUUAAAUCAGAAAUGAAACCGGAGCCUGACACAGGCUGGUUCAAAUAAAGGUAGAGCACUUCAUGAUGUUAUCUUACCGACUGCACAAUUUGAUUACUUUAGUUCAACAUUACAAGGCAGCUAAAGUAUUCAGGUAUAACCUCAUAGAGGCAAGUCUGUUUAUUAAAGCCCUCAUCCUCCCUCAUCUCUCCAUACUUCACGUAAUUCUCCAUUCCUCUUCCUUCUCUUCUAGCAGCUGUGUUUUUAAGCCCCGUUUGCCUGGGAACCCAUUCGUAUUAUCUCCUCUAAGUAAAAGCCAGGGUUUUCAUUGUGUUUUUUCCACUGUUAAAGGUCUGCAGGUUAAUGAGUCAAAAACUGAUUUUUUUUUCUUCUUUUUUUUAGCAACGCCCCCACCCUCCUUAAAUUCAUGUCAGAUCCUAAAUGCUAAGCUUGUUCUUUUACAUGUUUAUCCAGCUUCUCGUGUGAGAAAUUGCUAUUCUUUGCCGUCACUGAUUAAGUUGGGAGUUUUUUUUUUUCCCUUCUUGGCGCAUCUGCAGUGGGUUUGCAUAAGUAUUCAUACCCUUAGGACAAUUUGUCAUAAUGCACCAACUUCAAUGCAUUUUAUUUAACAGACCAUCACGAAGUAGUGCGUAAUUGCGGCUGGAUUGUGAAGGAUAUGUCCUUUUUGAAAAUCUUUACAAUUUACAUUUUCAACUGUAACUACAGCUGCAGCUGUUGCAACUCUUCUAGUUCUGCGAAUCUACAGAAAUGUAUUGUUUGCAUUUCUUUCUUUCUUCCUUUCUUCCAAAAAAAGAGAGAACGGAUCUCCACAGCAUGACGCUGCCAUCACCAGUGAAACAUGGUGGUGUUUUUAAUUAUGUUUGGCGAUUAUAUGUUUGGGUUUACAUGUGCUACUUUUUCUCCACACAGAGCUGCAGGACAACAUUUUUAAUUCUGGACUUUUUUUGCCCCUGUGGCAGUGAAAGAUUUCCCACUUUAGCUUUUGGGCCAGAUUUGGUCUAAAUUAUGUUGUUUGUUUACUAUUCUGAACAUUUUUAACCAAACUCCAGAACAUCUGUAUUGUUUCACUUAGAUUAAUUGAAUUAAUGUGGGAGCAUUAGGAUAAAGGGGACAAAGGGAACUGGUUGCAAAUGCACAUAGAAACUUUCAGCUAUGAUUUUUUUCUUCUUUAAACCAUGUGUCGUGUUCUUUUUAUUUCACAGUUAUGCACCAAUGGAUUUGUCUAACACUUAAAAUUUCUGGCUUGUGGUUGAAAAAUGGCAAAACGUGAAAAUCUCCAACUGGUGUGAAUACUUUUGCAAGGCAAAAGAAAAAGCUUCUCUGUUUCACAUAUGCACAAAAUUCCCAUUUACACACUGUUAUCAUCUUGUGUUUUUGCUCUCGUUGAACACACUGUGCCGCUGUGUGUGUUGGGUUGGAGGGUUUUUUUCACCAUGUGGCCCUGCAGUGUGAGUCCCCAGCCGAUUACUGCCGUCUUGCCCCCCGUCUGCAUGUUUCCUCUAUACGUCCUAAAAGUUGUUCAGAGACGGGGACUAAAUUGAAGAAAUGGCGCGUCAUCAAGCUGCUCCCAUCCAAGCCAACUUGCGACAGGAAUAAGCACAAAAGCAAGAUUCCAGCUGACAUUUGCGUGUUUGUGAACUUGUAGAUGUGUUUAAACGGCACUGAUAAUUUGUUUUCUUUUUUUUCUUUUCUUUUUUUUUACUUGUUUUUCUGUGGUAGAUAUUUGAAUUAAAUCUUCUGUGGGAUGUUUCAAUUCUCUGCUGUGCCGAAUUUUUUUUUUUCAUUGAUGACAAUGAAGCUGAACCUGAUGACUAUCAUUAUUAUUUUUAUUAUUAUUAUUAUGAAGCAGUACUGUGAGCACCGAAGUGUUGUGUCCUGUUUAAAUGAUGAAUUACAAGAAGAGAGGAAGUAAAUUAACUUAUAAAGACUAAUGUGGAGUCUCCUGCUACUGUGAAGGAUCCCCGUUUUCCUGUCGCCCCGACCAGAGGCUGAACUCCCCACACUCCCAGCCGAUCCCAAAGGCGGGGAGUUUGGGGGCUUUGAGAUGGCUGUCAUCAGAUGGCAACACAUGUCCCUGCUAUGUGUACAUAACCUAAAUGCUUACAUGUAAUUUCAGUGCAGUAGCUGCAUGACAACACAGCCUCUGUGUGUGUGCGUGUGCGUGUGUAUGUACUGAAGUAGCGAUGUGUGAAUUUUGUACCGUACAUGCAGGUGUGUGCGCUCGUGUCCGCAAAACAAACGUGUCUCUUGUCACACAGAACGCCAAACACAUGCAUGCACCCUCUGACAGCUGCACAGCACACACACGCAGGCACAUGAAAACCGGACUCACUCCAGCAGUUGUUCACCGUCCACCACAAUGUCCCGAGCUCUGCCUGUCACUCCGCAUGGAGACUUUGCUCUGUGUUGAUUUUCUUAUUCUAAUAAACCACUCAGACAUUCUUGUCUAAGUUGUGAUCAUUGA
Poecilia reticulata (guppy) is the source of this 11390-nucleotide messenger RNA. The record is from RefSeq and is a predicted model, not a curated record. Lineage: Eukaryota; Metazoa; Chordata; Actinopteri; Cyprinodontiformes; Poeciliidae.